Messenger RNA from Tachyglossus aculeatus (Australian echidna), 3177 nucleotides. RefSeq names its product DnaJ heat shock protein family (Hsp40) member C11 (gene DNAJC11). The record is from RefSeq and is a predicted model, not a curated record. The transcript has 16 exons. Lineage: Eukaryota; Metazoa; Chordata; Mammalia; Monotremata; Tachyglossidae. Bases 4 to 1686 code for a protein of 560 amino acids. Gene Ontology annotation, biological process: cristae formation.
AAGAUGGCGGCGGCCUUGGGGGAGGAGGAGGCGCCGGACAACGAGGACUAUUACUCGCUGCUGAACGUGCGGAGGGAGGCCUCUCCCGAAGAGCUCAAAGCUGCCUACCGCAGGCUGUGCAUGCUGUACCAUCCAGACAAGCACCGAGACCCCGAGCUCAAAUCGCAAGCCGAGCAGCUGUUUAACCUUGUUCACCAGGCUUAUGAAGUGCUCAGUGACCCCCAGACCAGGGCCAUCUACGAUAUAUAUGGGAGGAGGGGCCUGGAAAUGGAAGGAUGGGAGGUUGUGGAAAGGAGGCGAACCCCAGCUGAAAUUAGAGAGGAAUUUGAGCGGCUGCAGAGAGAGAGAGAAGAGAGGAGGCUGCAGCAGCGAACGAAUCCCAAGGGAACCAUCAGUGUUGGAGUAGAUGCCACUGACCUUUUUGAUCGCUACGACGAGGAAUACGAAGAUGUCCCGGGAAGCAGCUUCCCCCAGAUUGAAAUUAACAAAAUGCACAUCUCCCAGUCAAUUGAGGCCCCCCUGACGGCGACAGACACGGCCAUCCUUUCUGGAAGCCUCUCGACUCAGAAUGGAAACGGAGGCGGAUCCAUUAACUUUGCUCUCAGGAGGGUGACCUCUGCUAAGGGAUGGGGAGAGUUAGAAUUUGGAGCUGGAGACCUUCAGGGGCCUCUGUUUGGCCUGAAGCUGUUCCGUAAUCUUACUCCACGAUGUUUCGUCACGACCAACUGCGCCCUGCAGUUUUCAUCCCGGGGCAUCCGGCCCGGCCUCACCACCGUGCUGGCCCGGAACCUGGACAAGAACACCAUGGGCUACCUGCAGUGGCGGUGGGGCAUCCAGUCCGCCAUGAACACCAGCAUCGUCCGGGACACGAAAAGCAGCCACUUCACCGUGGCCUUACAGCUCGGGAUCCCCCACUCCUUCGCAAUGAUCAGCUACCAGCACAAAUUCCAGGAUGACGAUCAGACCCGGGUGAAAGGCUCCCUGAAGGCCGGCUUUUUCGGGACCGUGGUGGAGUACGGAGCAGAGAGGAAGAUUUCCAGGCAUAGUGUUUUGGGAGCAACCGUCAGUGUGGGCGUUCCUCAGGGAGUGUCUCUCAAAAUCAAGCUCAACAGGGCCAGCCAGACGUACUUCUUCCCCGUCCACCUGACAGAUCAGCUCCUGCCCAGUGCCGUGUUUUAUGCCACCGUGGGACCCCUGGUUGUCUACUUCGCCAUGCACCGUCUGGUCAUCCGACCCUACCUCAGGGCUCAGAAAGAGAAGGAACUGGAGAAGCAAAGGGAAAGCACCGCCACGGACAUUCUUCAGAAGAAGCAGGAGGCCGAGGCUGCUGUUCGGCUAAUGCAGGAGUCCGUCCGAAGGAUCAUUGAGGCAGAAGAGUCGAGAAUGGGGCUGAUCAUCGUGAACGCCUGGUACGGGAAGUUCGUCAAUGACAAGAGCCGGAAGAACGAGAAAGUGAAGGUGAUCGACGUGACGGUCCCCCUUCAGUGCCUGGUGAAGGACUCGAAGCUCAUCCUCACGGAAGCCCCCAAGGCCGGCCUGCCCGGGUUCUAUGAUCCAUGUGUGGGUGAAGAAAAGAGCCUGAAGGUCCUUUACCAGUUCCGAGGAGUUCUGCACCAGGUGAUGUCAGCUGACAAUGAGGCCCUUAGGAUACCAAAGCAAUCACACAGGGUGGAUGCAGACGGAUAGAGGUCCGGAGGAAACGAGGGGUCGGGGUUUCACUCCCCAGAAGCCGCCAAGUCUCUUCCCUUGGGAGUCGAUGAGUUCGGAAACACAGCGAGAGAAGCCCCACAGAUGUUUUUAUUUUAUACUAUUCCUGUAGAAGGUGGUAUCUUUACCAGUUCCGCGAAGGGACGCACAAACCCCACCACCCCCGGCUUUCUUGGGGACUGCAGCGUUAGGGCAACGACUGCCCCGGACCAGAGCCGUACAGCUGACAGUCGUCCGGCCUCUUGAGGACCACCUCCAACGGAGAGGGGGCCGUGGGGGCCCCAAGCCUUGUCCGUGAGCAUCAGGUUCUUUCGCAGGUGGCCCGACCGUAGCCCCACUGACCCAACUGCAUUGUCUCCUUUCCUGGGUAACGUGGGACAUCCCGUGCUCACUGGGUUCUGAGAGUUACUUUUCCCGAGAACCAACGGAAAAUGAAAUCCACACCCAGGAGAUUAGAGUUCUCUUGCCCAGCUUCCAGGAUCAAGAGCACGAGCCCCUCUCCCACAGCCCCUCCGCUUCCCAUUGGCAUGGUUUCUGGGAUGUAGGUUUGAAGUGGAUUCUGGAUCCCGAAUGUGCCAGCCCUACCCUGAGGGGGAUAGGUGGGCUUGGUAGGCCCUGACUGCUUUUCCCAUCCCCGGGGGCUCAGAGCACACUCCCUCACCCCGGCAUCUGUCCUCAGAGCCACCAUCACCGAGGCAACCAGAGCCCUGUGAAAGCCCACCCCUCUCGCCAGCAGCGUGGGAGAAAGCGGGGCUGUUCCCCGCCCAGAGAUGGCCCCCGACCUGCAGAGGGAGGAGGCGUUGGGUGGGCGGGGAGCGGGUCCCGAGGAGGGGGUGAAAGGAGAAAGCCAUGGUAAUGUUUUGGGGAUGUGCCAAACUAGAUGUGUGGAGGAAAUCCUACUGCCACUGCACCUAACCUCUCUGAAAGGGGCAGGGAGGUGAACCAAGCUGCUCUGGGCCCGUGCUGGGCACUGCUGCUCCUCCCCGGGACGGGACGGGGCGGGAGGGUGCGGCGGUGACUCCUCCCCUCGGUCACUCUGUUAAGGACCUGCCUUCUCGCCUCCCCUCCCCUCUUCUGUCCUGGAGAUGCAAAGGUACUAGAUGGGAACAACCACUGUACACUUGAAUAGCCUGGCAGAUUACCGCAGUAAACAAUCAUCUGACACGCAAACGGGCCUCUUGUCUUGGUCACUCCCCCCAGGGCCCUGCCCUCUUAAUAGACACGGAGUCACCUCAGCGGGAAUCGCAGGGGCACCAGAAUGCCCGGUCCCCCUCCCAACUCCUUGGCCCUUGGGAUCAGACUAAUCGGUAAUAGCCCCUUCCUUCAUCCCAGGCUCCGUUAUGGUUCCGGUUGUGGAAGUUCUACUACGUUCGCCUCCACUUCAAAACCGCCCCUCAGACCUGAAGCUACGACUGUCAAUUGUGCAAUAAACCUUGUGCUGACCGUACGCCCAGUUUCAAUAGCCGGGGG